AAUGGCGCUCGCUGUGGUUGCCGUCUUCUGCUCUGGCUUCCAGCGACUGCCCCAGCGGUUGCCGUCUUCUGCCCCGGUGCGGCCGGCCAGCCGUGCGGCAGCGUACAUGGCACUUCCUGAGCUGUACGUGUACGAUCACUGUCCCUUCUGCGUGCGUGUGCGCGUCGCGGCCGGCGUGCUGGGCGUUCCGCACAAGCUCGUCUUCAUGGGGAACGACGACGUGGAGACGCCCACGGCAAUGGUUGGCAAGAAGAUUGCGCCCAUCUGGGUGGACGAGGAGGGCCCGAUGGCCGAGUCGCUCGACAUCAUCGCCAAGUUUGAUGCCGGCGGACAGAUCGCCCCUGCGUCGGGACGCACCGACCUCAAGGCGUGGCAAAAGUCGGUCCAGACUCUGAUGCGCAAGCUGCAGCGGCCGCGCUACGUGAUGGUGCCGCUGCCCGAGUUUAUGCAAAAGGCGGGGCGCGAUGCUUUCGUCGCCAACCACCAGAUGCCGCCGUUUGAAAAGAGCGAGUGGAAGGGCAACCCGGACAUGCCCCUCGAGCAAAAGUACCAAAAGUACUCGGAGGCCUUCGCGCAGACCCCCGAGCUCCUGGCGGAGGCGAACGCGAAGGUGGCAGAGCUCGAGGGGAUGAUCCACGCGCCGGAGGCGUGCACGGAGGGCCUUGGCUUCUCGUACGACGAUGUUGACCUGUGGGCACGGCUGCGCUCGCUGACGGUGGUGAAGGGCCUGCAGAUCGGGCCAAAGACGCGCGCGUACCUCGACCACUUUGCAGAGGCGGGGGACGUCCCUCUCUACGACGUGAUGGCUGUAUGAGACACCACGCCCCCGCGAGCACGGCGGGGGCGCGAGCACGGCGCUCUGUCAGCGGCCUAGGAGCAUAGUAGAAGAGGGAGGCCUGAUGUGGCCGACGCAGUGGCCGGCCGGCAGCGUUAUGCGACGGCCUAGCCGGUGUGAAUUUCUUUCUUGUUGUUGUUCCGGCAAGAUCCAACCCCCCCAAAACGUAUAAAGGGGUU
This is a messenger RNA of Emiliania huxleyi CCMP1516, 1014 nucleotides long. RefSeq lists its product as hypothetical. The annotation marks the transcript as partial. The record is from RefSeq and is a predicted model, not a curated record. NCBI's taxonomy places the organism in Eukaryota, Haptophyta, Isochrysidales, Noelaerhabdaceae. The transcript has 3 exons.